AUUGAAACUGUUGAUCAAAUUUUCUUACAGUUCAGCAUCGGCAUGAUCAUAAUUAUACUCGUUUCUUCAUGUGGCGGCGAUAGUACUAGUCCCACAGGAUUACCUGCCGAGACAAUCGACCAAACUCAGCAGUCUCAACAAGACAUUGAAACUGGACAAAGGAAAGUCCUAGUGUUCAAAGAAAUCGAACAAGAAGAAGAAGGAGGCGGUAAACAAUUUUGUUCAAUUUGUUUGGAAGAGUACGAGGAUGAUCAUGAGAUUAUGCGUUUAAACAAAUGUGGACAUAUUUUUCAUCAUUUUUGCAUGGACUCUUGGCUUGCACGUCACCGGAGCUGUCCAAAUUGUCUUCGUUCUGUUGAUCUGAAUUCUUGAGUUUUUUGGUCUUCAUAUUAUAAUCAUUUUAGUAAUUUACUAGGUAAUAUUAUAAGUUUUGUGACUCAUUGAAUCGUGACAAAAAAAAGUUUUGAAGAGUAGAUUGUCAAUAUUUUAUACUAAUCAAAGUUUUGGUCAAAGGUUUCACAAUCGAACUCAAGUUGACUUUGAAGCUAUGUUUGUUUUAUUAGGACAUAAAUACUCUUUUAUUAUUGGUCUACUUUCCACCGGUUCAAGCUUUUUUCCUUGUGCAAUACUUUUAUGGAUAUUGAGACUUGAGAGUGGUGAUCGAAUGCAAUACUUUUACAUCCGCAACAACUUCAAGCUUAGAUAGAUUGAUGGGAUGCCACCACCAUUGAUGCUUUGCUUUAUUAUAUGCGUUUUUAAUGACCGUGUGUGGUGGAUGAGAAGUCACAGGCCCCUCGAAGGGAUAACAUAUAACGUUGUUUUGUUUCCUAAUCAGAGGAUAUAUCAUAUGAUAAACAAAAGGUACAUAUUCCAAACAGACCCUAAUAUUUUGAUGGCUUAUUCACAUGUAAAUAUAAAUAUAUAGAUAUCAAACACAUCGAAAGCUAUUAGAUGAAACCAAACUCCACAUUUACGGGUCAUUAGUGCAUCGACAUGGGCAGCAAGCACCUGCUGGAGCCGGUG
Molecule: messenger RNA, 1023 nt
Organism: Brassica napus (rape)
Lineage: Eukaryota; Viridiplantae; Streptophyta; Magnoliopsida; Brassicales; Brassicaceae
Product: E3 ubiquitin-protein ligase ATL31-like
Exons: 1
Source: RefSeq, a predicted model, not a curated record